This is a messenger RNA of Cuscuta europaea, 1235 nucleotides long. Lineage: Eukaryota; Viridiplantae; Streptophyta; Magnoliopsida; Solanales; Convolvulaceae. The record is from the annotation of a GenBank genome assembly.
CGGCACUUGGUAUCAUAUAGGCGUACGCAGUAUAGGGUUUUAUAAAGAUUUAAAAACGAAAGAUUUCGAAGGGAGACGGAAUUCAUAUUUGGGAGACGGGCAAACGAACACAUGCACAACCAAGAAUAGUUAGUCUGCUAAGUCAACAAUGCCUAAAUCCAAGCGUAACAGACCAGUGACUCUAUCCAAGACGAAGAAGAAGGAUAGAUCCCACAAAGAGAACAUUAUAAAUAUGAUCAGGGAUUCUGCUGAGAAGCAUACUUUCGUUUACGUAUUUGGUUUCGAGAACAUGAGGAAUCUGAAGUUUAAAGAGUUCAGAGAGCAGCUCAAAUCUUCUAGCAGAUUUUUUCUUGGUUCAAAUAAGGUUAUGCAGUUGGCAUUAGGUCGCUCAGCUGCUGAUGAAAUUAAACCGGGUCUUUAUAAGAUAUCUAAGCUAUUACGUGGAGAUUCGGGACUUCUAUUUACUAAUUUGCCUAAGGAAGAGAUUGAAAGAUUAUUCAACCUUUAUGAAGAAUAUGACUUUGCUAGGACUGGGAGUCUUGCAACAGAAAAGGUGGAGCUAAAAGAAGGCCCUCUGGACCACUUCACUCAUGAGAUGGAACCAUUUUUGCGCAAGCAAGGAAUGCCUGUUCGGUUAAACAAAGGUGUUGUUGAGCUAGUUUCAGACUAUGUCGUCUGUGACGGAGGGGAACCUUUAUCCCCGGAAGCCUCUCGUAUACUGCGUCUGCUUGGCAUCAAGAUGGCUACUUUUAAGCUACAUCUGAUAUGCAGGUGGAGCCCAGAUGAAUUUGAAGUCUAUAGAGAAAAUUUAGAAGAUUCUGAUGUGGAAUCUUCAUAGAGAAUUUAAAACAUGUUCUCUUUGGUAAACAUCCUCUUUUGUCUACCAAUGAUGUGAUUUGGAGAAUGUUUUGUUAAACGCCUUUAGGCAAUUGCAGGCGAUGCACUCCGUGGUGUGAGCAUCAUUUCUGUUUUGGGUCUGACAACCUUUGCUUGCACUAGGGAGUGCUGAAUCUUAGAGAUGGUGCAAUGUAGUACGUUUUUAUGUUCUCCUGCAAGAGAUUCUCAGUAAUGUGUUUUAUGCGUUUUUUGUCUUUUAUUAGUGUAUUGAGUGUUUUGGAGCUAGAGCCAGUUUGUAACCCUAAACUUGAAUGAUUUCACUACAGAAAUUGUGAUUGAAACAAUAGAAUUGAUUUUUUGGAAGAAGUGUCUUAUAUCGAAAAUAUGGAAUAAUCUAG